This is a messenger RNA of Triticum aestivum (bread wheat), 2561 nucleotides long. Its product is annotated as F-box protein At5g49610. The record is from RefSeq and is a predicted model, not a curated record. The transcript is spliced from 4 exons. NCBI's taxonomy places the organism in Eukaryota, Viridiplantae, Streptophyta, Magnoliopsida, Poales, Poaceae. Gene Ontology annotation, molecular function: protein binding. The coding region runs from base 1278 to 2423 and encodes 381 amino acids.
UCCUUUGCCCUAGCGAGCAGCCUCAGCCCAAAUAUGAUCCCACCCUCUCCCAAUCUGGAAUACUAGCGGUGAAUCCCCAUUCUCCGGCGAGCCGCGGCGAGACUCCGGCACGACCGCUGCUUCUUGCAGCAUCGAUCUCCCCGCCCCGCCGCCUCACCUGCGUAGUCUGGCCGACCGCACUCGCCGACGACUGGAAGCAACCAUUACGCGAUGCAACCUGGAUCUCAACGCCGUCCGUUCCGCCACCCUGGAUUCCCCUCCCCCUAGCUUCCGCACUAAGGAUGGACACGCUGAUAUUCUUGAUUUGCCCUGGAUUAUCUCACGAGUUAGCAUCUGUCUCAGCUUCUCACGGCGUCUGAUAGGUCCCUUAAGAUGCGAUCAUUGGAAAAACUUAUAGUGAUUUUAUCGUUUGCACAUAACUUGAUAGCAGUAUCCAUGCCAAAUCUGUUCUUUCAUAUACACAACCGUGUCAUUGUCACAUAUGUUUCAAGGGCCGCUUGUUUACUAAUUCAAGCAUCGAUCGGGAUCAACACAAAAAUGUUACUAGCACUUGUCAGUCGCACCAAGGAUGGAUACGGUGAUAUUCUUGAUUUACCCUGGCUUAUCUCACAAGUUAGCACUUGUCUCCGCUUUUCACGGUGUCUAAUAGGUACAUAGGAUCAUAUAUCCUGAAGGUGCAUUCCGUUCCCUUUUUACCAUAUCACAUUUUGUUUCAACACGUAUUGUAGCAACGCGUGUAUUAUAUUAUUAUUAUUGCUUACUUGUUGUGAAAUGGAUGGCGAAAUUGGAAAAACUUAUAGUGAUUUUAUUAUCUGCAACUUUGCAUAUAAUUACUUAAUUACAGAGAAGUAUCCCCAUGCGACGGUGAAUCUGUGUGGCCCCACUCAGCAUAGGUCAUAAGCCCAUACUGAAAUAUGCUUCACAACUUUUCUCAUUUGCAAAUUCUUGUGUAAACUGCAAAAGCAUUGUUAGAAGGAGACCAACAAAAAAAAAAUCAUGGUUUUUAGUGUGAGUAUUGGAUAAUAUUUCAGUUCAUUUGACAUCCAUAUUUCGAGCAUGGAGUCGACGGUUACCAUUUAUCAAGUGCCGGUCUCAGCUUCAAUCCAUUAAUUCGCUCAGCUCUGUUCAAUCGUUAAAUAAUGGGUAUCACUACUUCUUGCAGUUCUGCACAAACACUAAGUUUCUCAGUUUUAUAUCAUCUAUUUUCUUCUUUUUUGACGUAGAUAUAAGUUCAUCUGCUAGAUAAGCUCAAAGGAGAUAUUGAAUAUCGGUAGGAGAUGGCCACAACCAUACUACCUGAUGACCUGGUGGUGGAGAUCCUGUCUCGGCUGCCGCUGAAGUCCUUUUGCCGUUUCAGAUGUGUCUGCAAGUCUUGGCUUGCCUUCUCAUCUGAUCCGCACUACCGCAAGAAGCUCCCAGGAACUCCCUCCGGUCUCCUGUACCAAAAAAAUGAGCAUGGCAAUGCCAUCCAUCUCGUGGGCCUUCCCUCAGGUGACAGGGAUAUUGACACAACACUUAGCUUUGUGCCAUGCUAUGAGCAUCCCUUGGAGCUUAAGGGUUGCAGCAAUGGCCUGCUUCUGUGUUAUCAUGGUGGUACAGGCUCUAAAGAAAUUUCCGACGCCAUUGUGUGCAAUCCAGCAACUCAAGAGUGGAUGGCACUUCCAAAUACUGAACCUGGACCAGCCGUCUCUUAUGCUGAUCUCAAGUUGUGUUUUGAUCCAUUAUGGUCUCAACACUUCUAUGUCUUCCAAUUUGAGACGACUCCAAAUGGUGGAUAUGACACCGACGUUAAGGUAUUUUUCUCUGAGGAUUCGACAUGGUCUAAUUGUCUAUGGGAAACUUCAGAUAUACUUGGUGGUGAUUCACUCUUCUUAAAAGGGGUGUUGUAUGUGGAUCACUUAUGGGGGCAUUACCUUCUGGCACUCGAUGCACCUGACACAUGCACACAGUUGCUCAAUCAUAGGAUCCUUCAGCUGCCUGGAUUUCCGAAUGGACCAGAACAGAGGUUUUAUUGCUUUGAUGGCUGUCUUUGCCAGUCGUCUGGGGUCUUAUGCUACGCACAACAAGAAUUGGAUGGUUGCAUCAUUCGAAUUUGGAGUUUUGAAGGAUCUGAUAGGUGGGUGGUGAAGCAUCGUCUAAAUAUGAACAACGUAUUUGGGAGGGACAUAAUGCUCCAUACUAAUAAUGAAGGAUUAUGGUACUUUGAUUAUGAAAUCCUGGCAUUUGACUUGGAGAGAGAGCUAGUUUUCCUUGCUGACACAAUUGCUGAUAAUAAGAUCAUCUCAUAUAGCAUCAGUACUGGAAAGGGCUCGCAGAUUCUAAACAUUCCAAGGUUCGCUGACCUAUAUCGAAGUCGACUCUACGUGCCGUACUAUGGCAAGUUUCCAGCUUGUGUGCUUCAAGGAGCUCAAGACAAAUGUUAGAAUAUUUACCCUAUGAAUGCUUUAAUCUCUAGUUAUCUUUUGUGCACUAGCUGUACCAACGGUUGUUAUGCAUGUAGCGGAUUGUUGGCUUCGUUAUGUAUCAUGUUCAUCUAAUUUGCACUUGUCAUUUCUCUUGUC